Kogia breviceps (pygmy sperm whale) is the source of this 2206-nucleotide messenger RNA. RefSeq names its product Ral GEF with PH domain and SH3 binding motif 1 (gene RALGPS1). Gene Ontology annotation, cellular component: plasma membrane. NCBI's taxonomy places the organism in Eukaryota, Metazoa, Chordata, Mammalia, Artiodactyla, Physeteridae. Gene Ontology annotation, molecular function: guanyl-nucleotide exchange factor activity. Gene Ontology annotation, biological process: Ras protein signal transduction; positive regulation of GTPase activity. The record is from RefSeq and is a predicted model, not a curated record.
GACUUCUCCAGACAGGUUAUGUCACCGACAGAGGCUGCCCUGAAGCUCCCUGUGGCCCGGAGACUAUGUACAAGAGGAAUGGUCUGAUGGCUAGCGUGCUGGUCACCUCUGCCACUCCACAGGGCAGCAGCAGCUCAGACUCUCUGGAGGGCCAGGGCUGCGACUAUGCCAGCAAGAGCUACGAUGCCGUUGUCUUCGAUGUCCUGAAAGUGACUCCCGAGGAGUUUGCUAGCCAGAUCACAUUAAUGGACAUACCCGUGUUUAAAGCCAUCCAGCCGGAGGAACUAGCCAGCUGUGGAUGGAGUAAGAAGGAGAAACAUAGUCUCGCUCCCAACGUUGUGGCCUUUACCCGGAGGUUUAACCAGGUCAGUUUUUGGGUUGUACGAGAAAUUCUAACAGCACAGACUUUAAAAAUAAGGGCAGAAAUCCUGAGCCAUUUUGUGAAAAUAGCCAAGAAACUUCUAGAACUCAACAACCUUCAUUCUCUCAUGUCUGUGGUGUCAGCAUUACAAAGUGCACCCAUCUUCAGGCUGACAAAAACCUGGGCUCUGUUGAAUCGGAAAGACAAGACCACCUUUGAGAAAUUGGACUACCUGAUGUCUAAAGAAGAUAAUUACAAGCGGACUCGGGAAUAUAUCCGAAGCCUGAAGAUGGUUCCCAGCAUUCCCUAUCUAGGCAUCUAUCUUCUGGAUUUAAUCUACAUUGAUUCUGCAUAUCCUGCCUCAGGCAGCAUCAUGGAAAACGAACAAAGAUCCAAUCAGAUGAACAAUAUUCUCCGAAUAAUUGCGGAUUUACAAGUUUCCUGCAGCUACGACCACCUCACAACCCUGCCCCACGUGCAGAAGUACCUGAAGUCCGUGCGCUACAUUGAAGAGCUCCAGAAGUUUGUGGAAGACGACAACUACAAACUGUCGCUCAGAAUUGAACCGGGAAGCAGCUCCCCGAGACUAGUCUCUUCCAAGGAAGAUCUUGCAGCCCCCGCCGGCGGCUCCAGCUCUGCGAGGUUCAGCCGGCGGCCCACCUGUCCUGACGCGUCUGUGGCUGGCAGCCUCCCCACGCCCCCAGUUCCGAGACACAGGAAGAGCCACAGCCUGGGCAACAAUAUGAUGUGUCAGUUGAGUGUAGUUGAGAGUAAGAGUGCGACGUUCCCAUCGGAGAAAGCGAGGCACCUGCUGGACGACAGCGUCCUGGAGUCGCGCAGCCCCCGCAGGGCCCUCGCCCUCGCCUCUUCCUCCGCCGUCACCAACGGACUCGCCCUCGGCAGUAGUGAGAGCUCAGAGUUUAGUGAAGAGAUGUCUUCAGGGCUGGCAAGCAGGGGACGUCUCUAUGCCACGCUGGGGCCCAACUGGCGGGUUCCAGUUCGGAAUUCUCCCAGAACCCGGAGCUGCGUCUACAGCCCCACCGGCCCGUGCAUCUGUACGCUGGGGAGCUCGGCAGCGGUCGCCACCAUGGAGGGGCCUCUGAGAAGGAAAACUCUGCUCAAGGAAGGACGGAAACCCGCGCUGUCCUCGUGGACCAGGUACUGGGUCAUACUCUCAGGAUCCACCCUCCUGUACUACGGAGCCAAGUCCUUGAGGGGCACAGACAGAAAACACUACAAAUCCACACCUGGCAAAAAGGUCUCCGUCGUGGGCUGGAUGGUGCAGCUGCCAGACGACCCCGAGCACCCGGACAUCUUCCAGCUGAAUAACCCCGACAAAGGCAAUGUUUACAAGUUCCAGACUGGUUCCCGGUUUCAUGCAAUACUGUGGCACAAGCAUUUGGAUGACGCAUGUAAGAGCAACAGGCCUCAGGUAAAGUCACCGAAGUCCUGCUUGUUACCUAAAAUACCCUCUCCCACCCUCGGGACUAAGGGUCCCUAGAAGACACACCUCCCUCCUCCCCCCAGAGCCUAUCAGCUAAGCUCCCAGGCGCCCUCUUUUGAUCAGCCUUUUCCCAUGAGACAGGGCACGCCCUGCCCCUCUUGGGACCAAGCCCAGCUUCAGGCUAGAACUUUGAAUCUGGCCCCUGCGUCUUUCCUACUAAAGGAAACGCCACAGAAACAUCCAUCAGGAUAGGUCACAGGUGGGACAGUGCCCCAGGGGUCAGGCUACAGCAUCUACUGAGGCCACCCCCCGGAAGUUGAUUCAUGGGCACCCUCCAACCUGACAAAAGGGCCUCCCUGCCCCCGACAACCCUUAGGAAUAAUGCUAAUAAUAGCUCAUUU